AUGACCGUCCUACUGUUCACCUGUCAGUGCGCCUUGCUAGCACAACCUGGAGGUGCAGAAACGCAUCUAAAUGGAUUUCAUAAGGUCGUCAAAGACAACCUGGGUGCAGCAAAAAUUGCAUACUACUUGACUUACAAGAAUACGACUCAACGCUUGAAUCUAACGAGCUUUCAAUUCAAGUCAAACCAACCCUUUGUCAUUCCAGAGCAAGAUUGCGACCUUCAACUUCCACCUCAGCGCUUAUGGAUCAUGAAUUUGAUUCUACCGUGGACCUUCUCGAAGACGAAUUUCAUGCUGACAAAAGCCGCACAGAAUCACAAGAAUAGCGCCGAGUCAUCAAGCAGACUUCAGAGUCAUUUUUGCUUGAUCCCGGUCCCGGAGCCAUUUAGGAUGGAAAUCACGUUGCGCUCUCUCGCAUCCAUCCAAUUCGAAGUGAUCACACCCCGAAUUAGCAUCCAAGUUGAAAAUCGAACAGUAAUUCGGGCUUACAAACGCGGUAGCCUGAUAACAUCGGCGCCACCAAACACAGGCCUUAUGAUCGGACCUUUGGUCUAUUUUGAUACUAUCCGUAGCUAUCCCGGAAGGGAAGACCUAGCAAGCCGACAACGGUUCUGGAAUGAACGUGCUGCUACCCUUGAUAAAUGGACAUAACUGUCUCGAUAUAUCUUGGUAAAUAGCGAAGGUGCGCAACCAUGAGGUGCCAUUCAAGCCCUACACACACCGCAGAUGCGUCCAAACACCAAUUUUAUCAUUGUCUUGCUCAUCUUUGCCUUCCAAGGCAAAUUGUGUCUUACCACGACAAAAGAAUAAAGAUUAGGUCAUCCAGUUUUGCUGGCUUUGUUCAGAUGCAUGGUACUCGUGGAAUCGGCAGCGCCAAGAUCUUCUUCGCACGGGUGCGCAAUCGCAGCCUGAUCUGUGGAACAGUCAUUCUGUAUGGAAUCCAUCUUCCAUCAGUCAGGCCGACGGCUCGUCUCUGUCUUUCGGAGAUAAGGAAAACCAAAGGAACUGGUUACACUGGUACUUAGAUUGAAAAUUUUCGAAAAUUGUUGUGCUAUUUCUGUCACCGAAUUUUUCACGAAAAACUCAGCCUGAAAAUGGAAGAUAGGUUGGGGAGAUAUG
Molecule: messenger RNA, 1119 nt
Organism: Suillus bovinus
Lineage: Eukaryota; Fungi; Basidiomycota; Agaricomycetes; Boletales; Suillaceae
Exons: 6
Coding region: 1-651 (216 amino acids)
Source: RefSeq, a predicted model, not a curated record